This is a messenger RNA of Fonsecaea pedrosoi CBS 271.37, 2103 nucleotides long. RefSeq lists its product as uncharacterized. The record is from RefSeq and is a predicted model, not a curated record. The coding region runs from base 1 to 2103 and encodes 700 amino acids. NCBI's taxonomy places the organism in Eukaryota, Fungi, Ascomycota, Eurotiomycetes, Chaetothyriales, Herpotrichiellaceae. Gene Ontology annotation, molecular function: clathrin binding. The transcript is spliced from 4 exons. Gene Ontology annotation, biological process: vesicle-mediated transport; intracellular protein transport. Gene Ontology annotation, cellular component: membrane coat.
AUGUCGUCCGGACAUGGAGACUCAAAGCUCUUUGCCAGGGGCAAAGUGGCCGAGCUGCGAGCGGAACUCACAAAUCCUGGCAAGAAAGACAAGAACCACACUACUAAGAAAAAUGCUCUGAAGAAAAUCGUCGCCAAUAUGACCAUGAGCAACAACGACAUGAUCGCACUCUUUCCGGAUAUCGUGGCUUGCAUGGAUAUCCCUGUCCUCGAGAUCAAGAAAAUGUGUUUUUUGUACCUUCAGCACUAUGCUCGCAUGAAACCCGACAUUGCUUUGCGAGCGUUGCCGGUGCUGGAAGAGGAUCUUCUGGACCCGAACCCUUUAAUCCGAGCACUUGCACUGCGGACUAUUUCGUAUGUUCACGUUCGCGAAUUCGUCGAGGGUACGAUUGCCCCACUGAAGAAAUUGAUGUCAGACCAAGAUCCCUAUGUCCGGAAAACAGCUGCCAUUACCGUGGCCAAAAUCUACGACCACGACAAACGACUGGUCGAGGGGUCAGACCUGAUUGACAGACUCAAUAGAAUGCUCAAGGACGACAACCCCACUGUUGUCGCAAGUGCGCUUUCUUCGUUGCAGGAUAUCUGGGAGAGGAGUGAUAACAUUAAGCUGACGAUCGACUACGCAAGCGCCUCCAAAAUCAUUUCUAUCUUGCCGGACUGCAAUGAAUGGUCCCAAACCUACAUCUUGGAAGCACUAGUGUCCUACGUUCCACACGAAUCUGGCGAGGCCCUCUUACUGGCAGAACGAAUAUCAUCUCGGCUCUCGCACUCGAACUCUGCUGUGGUUCUUACCUGCAUUCGGGUCAUUAUGUACCUAAUGAACUACAUCUCCGACAAGAAGAAAGUCGACGAACUUGCCCGCAAACUAUCCCCGCCACUCAUCACUCUCCUCUCUAAACCGCCAGAGAUUCAAUAUCUCGCCCUGAGAAAUGCUAUACUCAUCCUCCAACAGCGGCCCGAGGUCCUACAAAACGACAUUCGCGUGUUUUUCUGCAAGUACAACGAUCCGAUAUACGUCAAAGUGACAAAACUCGAGUUGAUAUUCAUGCUAGCUAAUAAGAGCAACAUUUCAGUGGUUCUUAACGAGCUGAGAGAGUACGCAACCGAGAUCGAUGUCCAAUUUGUGCGCAAGGCCGUUCGAGCAAUUGGAAAGCUUGCAAUCAAGAUUGAGCCGGCGGCGCGGCAAUGUAUCGACGCACUCCUAGAACUUGUUAAUGCCAAAAUCCCCUACAUCGUGCAAGAGGCGACAGUGGUCAUCAAGAACAUUUUCCGCAAAUAUCCGAACCAGUAUGAAUCUGUCAUCUCAACCGUGAUCGGUCAGAUUGAUGAAUUGGAUGAGCCCGAGGCAAAGGCUGCGAUCAUCUGGAUCAUUGGAGAGUACGCCGAUCGAAUCGAUAACGCCGAUUCACUCCUACAAGAUUACUUGUCGACAUUCCACGAAGAGCCUAUCGAGGUUCAAUUGGCGCUCCUGACUGCGACUGUGAAACUCUUCCUUCACCGACCCACAAAGGGCUCUUCCAUAGUUCCGCAAGUGCUGAAAUGGUGCACGGAAGAGUCAGAUGAUCCGGAUCUUCGCGACCGCGGAUAUAUGUACUGGCGCCUGCUAUCGACCGACCCAGUGACGGCGAAGAAAGUCGUCAUGGGAACGAAGCCACCCAUUACAGCUGAGAGCGAGAAGCUGGACCCAACAACCCUGGAAGAGCUAUGUCUGGGUAUCGGCACCCUUGCCACUAUCUAUCUGAAACCAGUACAACAGGUCUUCCGGUCUGCACGGACACGCCGACUUCAGGAUUCACCAGCCUUACAGAGAAAGAGAGAAGAUCUGAACCGCGCCCUGACCGGUCUGGAUCUCGCGAACCCUCUAUCACUAAACACAACCGUCACAACUCCAGGCGGUACGCCCGUGCCCAAUCACCAAGCUGCAAUCGAAGCCGCCGACGACUAUUUCAAGAACUUGAGCCUGAGUGACAACACUGGGGGGGAUAUCCUGACUAGCCCGACUGUCGGAGGCGUGGGAAAUCCAUAUAUCGUCAGCCAGAGUGCACCGCAGCACAGUUUCCAUCCGCAAACGAGUGUCGCCAACGACCGGGAUCUCCUGUACUAG